UUUCGGCAUUGUAUUAGUUUGCAGUGCAGAGUGCAAUCGUGUAGUGUAUUUAUUCCGUUCACAUUCGGUUGUAUAGUCUUCAGCGAGAAAAUCUCUGUGUGUUUUUUUUCUGUUGGUCGUUGUUGUGUUCCUUCUCUAUAUAUUCAUCCUCUCCGUGUAAAGCAUCAGAGCAUCAGACAUUGAACGUUCGCUUCAGCAUCAAUAGUAUUUUCGUCGCCUUUCCAAUCAUCAAUCUGAGCAGCAGCGCUUAGGCAUCAUCUCAUCCGUUCAGUUGAGUUUGUUUGGCGAAUUGUGUAGUACAUCAAGUUCCAACACAUCAUUCGAGAUAAAAUUUCACAGCACAUUUUUUUGCGUGCGAUUUAAUAGAUUUCUUUCGAUCAGAGAUAAAUCAGUGGAAAAGAAAAAUAUCAUCAUCGCGAAUUCACUAAUUACAAUAAUUCGAAUAUCUAAACGCCAGUGAAUUAAAAUAAGCAGCAGCAACAUUCCGACUUUGCACGAAACGCCUGAAAUCAUCAUCUUAACACGAAAACACGCAGUAAAUACAAACGAGCACAAAUCCAUAACAUUGAGAGUUUUCAACUGCAGUCUCGAAUAACAAAGAAUACAGAGCGAGAAAUAGAAAUAUAUUUUUUUCCAUUUAGAAAAAAAAAACAUCCAGAACAGCGCACGAAAAGCAUUAAUAAAAAGUGAUAAUACACGCGUAUUGUUGUUUCCUAAAAAGUACUAGGUUGCAUCACAAAAUAAUACACAAAAAAAAAGAAGAAAAUCAAACAGCAAAGUCUAAAAAAAAACUGUUAAAGUGUUUCUGUUACAUUCGUUCUUCAGCGUAUAAAACAGCACAUAAAGAAAGGAAAGGCACAAUAACAACUCGCAUUAUCAAAAUAAAAAAAAACCUAUACGAACAGUCGAAGUUGCAUAUACACUCAUAAUUCAACAUUAAUCGCUUCCACUGACCACACGAUUCGACUUGUGUAUAGAAUUUCUCUGAGACGAAAAGUGUUAGAGAUUAAAUAAAGUAACAAAGUAAAUACGAAACAACAAUCGCAAAAAAAUACGAAGAAGAAGAAGAAGAAGACGUAGGAAUAAAAUAAAAAACAACAGCAUCAAUAAAUUCACUCGUCUUUUUAAACCGAUAAAGACUUAUACAACAAUCUCUCGACUGCGACUCACAACGUUAUACGAGAAUCAAACGAACAAAAACCAACAAACAUGAAGAACUUCCUGUUAAUAUCGAUUUUGGUCAUGACUGUAAUGUCAUUCCUUCCCCAAACCACGCACGGUUCGACAACAACGGAGGUCGAAGAACAACCGCGUGCCUUACCGCUUAAAGCUCAACUCGUAGCCGAAGAGACUUGGCAAGAGGAUGAUCAUGAUGUAUUAAUCCGCAUCGUACGUGGUGCGAAAAAUAACAAUGGCGCCAACAAUGGAUCUGGCUCUGGUAAGAAGGAGAAAAACAAAAGAGUUAAUAAUAGAAAAAAGUCCGAUGAGAAAGUCGAGAAAAAAGCUCCAUCCUGUCGAUAUGAAAAAAGCCAAUGGACUGAAUGUAAUGCAGAAACCAAUGUCAGAACACGAACCUUAUCGCUGAAAAAGGGUGACGAAGGUUGUAUACCAACAAGAACGAUUCAAAAGAAAUGCAAAAAAGCUUGCCGUUACGAUAAGGGUGAAUGGUCAAAAUGCGUGAAUGGAUCCAUGUCGCGAAAAGAUAAUGUACGUGCUGGCAGCGAUGCGUCUUGCAAACCAACCCGCGACAUCACCAAAAACUGUAACAAGGACAAAAAACAGAAAAAACAAGACAAAAAUGGACGAAAGAGCCAUGCUUAAGCGCUCGGCAACAGCCACACCAUUGAAUCAACAAUUCAAUCGUCACAAACAAAAAAUGAAAAUUCAACAACAACAACAACAAGAACAAAAAAAUCAACUCGACAUUGGAGAAUAAUCCACAAAAAUUAUAUUCCGUAAAUAAUCCGUUUCAGUUUUCAAGAAACACCAGCAAUUUUACAUAAUAGGUAUUGAUUAAAUCGCGCGACAAAAUUGCAGAUAAAAAUAAAAUACAACAACAACCAACUACAGCAACAAGAAUACUACGAUGAAAAAUUGCAUUCAGCAAUUGUUUUUAAAUAAAGCUUCCGUAACACUAACUAGCCAAGUAUAAUCGAACUAUCGCACCCUCCUUCAAAAGAGUUCAGUUUUUUUUUUGUAUGGGCAAUACCCCAUUGAUUGAUCACACACAUAUUGAUCUUUUUUUUUCGAAGCAGAUUUUUUUUCCAUUAUUGGAGGCGUCUGUUGAAAAAAAAAACAAAAGUGAAUAAAAAAAAUACAAUAAAUUUUUGUAGAUUCAGACACUGAAUUACAAUUUGAACAAAUUAUUUGGGUUGUUUUUAUAUAUAUGUAUACAUAUGAAAAAAAAUGAAAUGAUUGUAAUCCGUUCUCCCCCCCAUUCGUUUGGCGUUUCAGUUGGCAUAUUUCCCAAAAAAUUGUGUGUAAAUUGUUUUAAAGCUGAAACAAAACGUAAAAUAAAGAAAAAAAUCGUGAAAUCUUCAAAAGUAAACAGAAAAAAUUUUAACAUUCACUCAUAGAAAUGGAAAAUGCACGUAAAAUUAGUUUCAAUCACCACACACACACACAUAUAGGCAACUCAUUUACAAGAACAACAACAAAAGCAGUAAAUUUAUCGAAAUAUCCUUUAAUGCCAAACUAAUCAAAUCAAAUAACAAUGAUAAAACAAUGAAUCAUCAGCCAAUUCCAAUUUGUAGAAAUGACGUUCGAAAAACACAAAAUAAUAAUAUAAAUCAUCGUUUCAGUUGAUCAUAAUGAGAAAUUAUUCGAUGCGAUUAUCUAAAAAAAAAAAGACCGAAAGAACGAAAGGAACAGUAAACAACAAAUUAAAGAAGAAGAAACAAUUCACGACACAAAACAAAGAAGUAAUAAAUGUUUGAUGAUGAGUCAGUUAAUUUCGGUGACAUGAUCAUCAUUUUCAUUCUCUUUUCAGUUUUUUUUAGUAUAAACUAAUUAAACGUUGAAGUUUAAACAAAACAGAAGAAAAAACCUACAAUAAAUAAAAUGAAAUGGCAAAAAAAAAUACUAAUUAAGAUUAAAUAUGUAUGAGUAAGCAUACAAUUUUAUCCAAUAGUUUAGAUUAUAUUACUAUAUUAAAAGGAUAAAUACAUUGCAUAUUACCCGACACAAAAAGAAAACGGAAUUAUUCCAACCAUUCACAAUGACAACACAUCAAAAAAAGAAAAAAAAAAGAAUUCCUCCUCCUCCUCCUCUUCACUAUCUCACAUCUCUCGUAUAUACAUAUUGAAAAAACAAAAGAAAUCAAAUAUUUGGACGCAGCGAAUUUUCGAAAUAGAAAAAUAAAAUCCAAAUAAGCAAACACGGUCAAUGAAAAGAUACCCAACUUUUAUUCGAUUUAUCGUUCUUCCAUUGUUUGAUUUUUUUAUCAUCUUCUGCACGCAAAUUCCAAUAAUGGAUACGAUAUAAUGAAGAAAGAAAAAAUUAAAAUAAAAUAAACCACAUCCUUUAUGCCUAAUGUAAUUUUUGUCAAGGUUAAUGAUAGUUACUAGUGGGUCCCAUCCUCAUAUGGAACACUUGGUUUUGGUUUCUAAUCCAUCGACAUGAAUCAACACAAUAUUACAUAAAUCUAAUGCAAUGAACACCAUUCUUUGUUUUUAAUAUUAUCUGUAUUCCUCCUAUUUUUUUUGUGUAAAAUCUUGAAUGUUUUCAAUUGAUUAAAUAAUUGUAUAACAGUAAGAUAAAUCCAAUAGUAAUGGCAAAUAACAAUAACAACACAAUCUGUUUCAUACUUUUGUUUUAUUGUUUCCCAACAACGAAAUGAAGCAAAUCAACACGUUAGUUCUGACCCAGUAUCAAAAUGAAACAGAAAGAGAAACAAAAGACAAAAAAAUAUCCACGGUUUUGCGAAUAGAGACACACACACACACACCCACACCAUACUUAGACAUUAAACAAACAAGCAUCAUCAACAUUUAAUUUAUAACGCAUAAAUUAGUGCAUACCGUUGUUAUAUAUUAUAAAACUUGUGUCCAUCAAAACAUAACAUAUGAAAAGAGCAACACCGCAUAUGUGUGUGCGUGUAUGCAGAAUUUCAAUACUAUUUUCAUAUAUCUCUAAGCGAUAGCUCAUACCGAAUUACAUUAAAUUCCGAAACAUAUUUGAAAAUGAUGAAAAUGAAAACACACACCACCACAAAUCAUAGAUGAAAAAAAAAAACAAACGAACGAACACUUUUGCGCUCCUCUAUUCCAAAUGGCCAUACAACCAAUAAUUCACAUUCAACCGAAUCUCAUCGAUCAAUCGGCAACAUUAUUAUCAUUGCCCAAAAUUAUGUGGCACCUUUAAACGAGCAUACCAUUUUCCAUUAAAUUACUCCUCGGGGGAUUAGGCUCACAAUUCAAUUUAAACUAAUUGAGAAGCUAUUCGAACAAGCGCUUAUCGAACACGCCGAUUAUUCAACGCGUUUAGCUAACAUGCAUUGCGAUUGAGGUAACGAUUGUGAAUUCCACACAAAUGUGUGGAUGGUCGAAAUAUACCACACGACUCCCAAUUUCGUUUCGAAUGUUGAACUCUAUUUUCAUUUUAUACAUAGGAAAAAUAUCAGCAGAAUGGGAAACUAAAUCAAUUAAUCACAUCAAUCAUCAAUUACAGCAAAUAGACAUUGCAAAAGUAAAUCGAUUAUUUUAUGGAAAUAACAACACAAACAGAAUACGCAAAAAAAACAGAAUUAGCAUGGGAGUAAAUUUUAAAAAGAAUUAUUCGUAAACCAUAAGAGUUCUUCCCCCCUUCCUCCUUGAUGAAAAGAAAAGGCCAACAUAAUUUCCUUCAAAUUUUUUCAUGUGUGUGUGUGAGAGAGACAUACAUUUUGUCUUCAGUGUAAAACUUAACGUUCAUUCUGUCUUAAUUAAUUACAAAUUUAAUAAAAUUUAAGAGGAAAAAUCAAAAUAAAAUUGAUAAAAACAACAAAAAAAA
This is a messenger RNA of Sitodiplosis mosellana (orange wheat blossom midge), 4989 nucleotides long. RefSeq lists its product as uncharacterized. NCBI's taxonomy places the organism in Eukaryota, Metazoa, Arthropoda, Insecta, Diptera, Cecidomyiidae. The record is from RefSeq and is a predicted model, not a curated record. Gene Ontology annotation, biological process: mesoderm morphogenesis. Bases 1210 to 1821 code for a protein of 203 amino acids. Gene Ontology annotation, cellular component: extracellular region. The transcript has 5 exons. Gene Ontology annotation, molecular function: growth factor activity; heparin binding.